Rotaria sp. Silwood1 is the source of this 1215-nucleotide messenger RNA. NCBI's taxonomy places the organism in Eukaryota, Metazoa, Rotifera, Eurotatoria, Philodinida, Philodinidae. The record is from the annotation of a GenBank genome assembly.
AUGAUCUUUAUUCAUGGUGGCAACUUUCAGUUUACCGAUGCUUCACAACCGGUCUUCGAAUCUGAACAUCUGGUUAAUACAACAAAUGUAAUAGUAGUAUUGAUUCAAUAUCGUCUUGGUGUACUUGGCUUCUUUGCAACUGGAACCGGUCCCAAUGAUAUCAAAGGUAACUAUGGUAUACUCGAUCAACGCUUGGCUAUUGCUUGGGUAAAAGCCAAUAUUGAUGCAUUCGGAGGUGAUCCAAAUGAGAUUACACUAUUUGGUCAAAGUGCUGGUGCUCAAUCUACUGCUCUACACUAUGUCACAAGUGAAAUGCAGCUAUUUUUUCAGCGAGCUAUCAUUCAGAGCUCACCGAUGACAAUUCAAUUUAGAACAUAUUUGGAAUAUGUCACACCCGGUACUCUCCUUGCCGAACAACUUCAUUGUGCCAUCGGCAAUGUGACAUGCUUUCGAACCCGUUCAACAAAUGAGAUCAUUGCUGCUCAAAAUAUUGUGAAUAAGAUGCUUACUUCAUUGGAUAUUCUGUUCUUUUUCGAACCAUGGACACCUGUUAUCGACAAUGUGAUUGUUCAUGGUCAACUUCUGGACAUUGUCCGUAAUAUAUCAUUUCCACUAAAACCACUUAUCAUUGGUACAGUCAUAGAAGAAAGUCUGGAUUUUGUUUACGGAACAUGGCAAAAACCAUUAUCACCUAGUGAAUAUAUCGGAAUAGGUUUGAUCAUCUUUCGAGAAAACGCAUUCAAAGUUCUUAAGCAAUAUCCACCGGAUAGUUCGGAUGAUCAGCGACCAUUACUAUCUCGCGUUGCCACACAAUGGGUGUUCGCCUGUUCAACACGAGUCUUUGCUCGUAAAGCUGCAUCGUAUUAUUACGUCUUCAGUUAUCCAUUCGACACAAUAAAUUCGAAAAAUCGUAUACAAUGUAGUAAUCAUGCUUGUCAUGGUGAUGAACUACCGUUUACUUUUGAAUCACAUUGGGACAAUUUUACUGAUGCUGGUCGUCGCGUAUCUCAAAGUAUGGCUACCUAUUGGACUAAUUUCGCAAAGAGUGAAGAUCCUAAUGAACCACUGAAAGUGUCAAUACCAUGGCCACGUGUAACGACUGGCAAGGAAACGUAUAUGUACUUUCAAGAUCCCCUUUACAUUGGCCAAAACUAUUUGAAGAGUGAUUGUGACUUUUGGGAUAAAAUUGGCUAUAAAAACUAUUUCCUUGAUUAA